AUGUAUAAGUUGAUUUCAAAUCUAAAGAAGAAACAAACUGAAGUUGUAGGAACAACUAUGGCAGUGGAGUUACCAAUUGCAAAGGAGGAAAGAGUUUACAAUGGGAAGAUCACUUGUUUUGUGAUUCUGUCUUGUAUGAUGGCUGCCACUGGAGGCAUUAUCUUUGGUUAUGAUAUAGGAAUUUCAGGUGGAGUAACAUCUAUGGUGCCUUUUCUGGAGAAAUUUUUUCCAGAAGUACACAUCAAGAUGAAGCAAGACACCAAUAUUAGCAACUACUGCAAGUUUGAUAGCCAGCUCCUAACAACAUUCACUUCAUCACUGUACAUAGCAGGCCUCAUAGCAUCCUUGUUUGCCUCAUCAGUCACAAGAGCCUUUGGUCGCAAACCAUCAAUCCUCAUAGGUGGUGCUGCAUUCCUCAUUGGAGCAGCUCUUGGUGGUGCAGCUCUCAACAUAUACAUGCUUAUUCUUGGUCGAGUUAUGCUUGGAGUUGGGAUUGGUUUUGCCAAUCAGUCAAUCCCUUUAUAUCUCUCUGAAUUGGCACCUCCAAGAUACAGAGGAGCAAUCAACACUGGCUUCCAGCUUUGUGUUGCCAUCGGUGUUCUAUCAGCUAAUCUCAUAAACUUUGCCACAGAAAAGAUCAAAGGUGGUUGGGGUUGGCGUAUUUCUUUAGUUAUGGCAGCAGUUCCAGCCUCAAUGCUCACUUUGGGGUCACUUUUCCUCCCAGAAACACCCAACAGCAUAAUCCAACGCAGCAAGGACCAUCACAAGGCUAAGCUAAUGCUGCAACGUAUCCGUGGCACCAAUGAUGUCCAACAAGAACUUGAAGACCUCGUUGAAGCAAGUAACGUUUCAAACUCCAUCAAACACCCCUUUAAGAACAUCUUGCAUAGAAAGUAUAGGCCUCAACUUGUCAUGGCAAUAGCCAUACCCUUCUUCCAACAAUUCACAGGAAUCAAUGUCAUUUCCUUUUAUGCUCCAAUCCUCUUCCUAACCAUUGGACUAGGAGAAAGUGCUUCACUUCUUCUGUCAGCAAUUGUAGCUGGGGUUGUAGGCACUACUUCAACAUUCAUCUCAAUGCUCAUGGUUGAUAAACUUGGGAGAAGAGUUUUGUUCAUAUCUGGGGGCAUCCAGAUGUUCUUGUCACAAGUUAUUGUAGGGAGCAUCAUGGCAACUCAACUUGGUGACCAUGGUGAAAUAAGCAAAAUAUAUGCAUAUUUGAUUCUAGGCUUGAUAUGCAUAUAUGUUGCAGGAUUUGCAUGGUCAUGGGGACCACUAGGAUGGUUGAUUCCUAGUGAGAUUUUCCAACUGGAGAUUAGAUCAGCAGCACAAAGUAUCUCUGUUGCUGUGAAUUUUCUCUUUACCUUCAUAGUUGCUCAAACUUUUCUAAGCAUGCUGUGCCAUUUCAAGUCUGGCACAUUCUUCUUCUUUGGGGGGUGCGUGGUGGUGAUGACAGUGUUUGUAUACUUGCUGUUACCUGAGACCAGGAAUGUGCCAAUUGAGCAAAUGGAUAGGGUUUGGAGAGAACAUAUUUUUUGGAAAAGAAUUGUGGGAGAAAAGAGUUGA
This is a messenger RNA of Sphenostylis stenocarpa, 1563 nucleotides long. Lineage: Eukaryota; Viridiplantae; Streptophyta; Magnoliopsida; Fabales; Fabaceae. The record is from the annotation of a GenBank genome assembly.